Messenger RNA from Raphanus sativus (radish), 2360 nucleotides. Its product is annotated as acyl-CoA-binding domain-containing protein 4. Gene Ontology annotation, biological process: lipid transport. The transcript is spliced from 18 exons. NCBI's taxonomy places the organism in Eukaryota, Viridiplantae, Streptophyta, Magnoliopsida, Brassicales, Brassicaceae. Gene Ontology annotation, cellular component: cytosol. Gene Ontology annotation, molecular function: protein binding; fatty-acyl-CoA binding. Bases 157 to 2160 code for a protein of 667 amino acids. The record is from RefSeq and is a predicted model, not a curated record.
UUAUAUAUUUUCCUUAAUUAAUCAAAAAUAUAUAUUUUAAAGUGUAGAGAAAAAAACUCUUUGAAUCGUGUAAACAGAAAACGAAAUUCGAAAGCUCCAAUCGCUUUGCUUCUCUCCACCAUCUCCGAUCAAAUCCGCGGUCGAAGGUGAGAAAAAAUGGCAAUGGCUAGAGCAUCAUCUGGCCCCGCCUACCCGGAGAGGUUCUACGCGGCCGCGUCUUACGUCGGAUUCGACGGAUCCGAUUCGUCGGCGAAACAAGUCAGCUCGAAAUUCUCCAAUGACACUGCGCUGCUUCUCUACGCGCUGUACCAGCAGGCCACUGUGGGACCAUGCAACACUCCGAAACCCAGCGCGUGGAGACCAGUGGAGCAAAGCAAGUGGAAAAGUUGGCAAGGCCUCGGAACCAUGCCUUCCAUUGAGGCAAUGCGCCUCUUUGUGAAAAUUCUGGAGGAAGAUGAUCCUACCUGGUAUUCGAGGGCAUCUAAAGAUAUUCCAGAUCCUGUCGUAGAUGUCCAAAUCCAUCAGACAACAAAAGAUGAGCCUGUUGUUGAGAAUGGGAACUCAUUUAGCGAGACAAAGACAAUUCCUGCUGAGAAUGGAGGUUUGGCAGAAACCCAAGACAAAGAUGUAGUCUCGGAAGACCCAAAUACUGUCUCUGUAUAUAACCAGUGGACUGCACCCCAAACAUCAGGUCAGCGGCCAAAAGCCCGUUAUGAGCACGGAGCAGCAGUUAUUCAAGAUAAAAUGUAUAUAUAUGGUGGAAAUCACAAUGGCCGCUACCUUGGUGAUCUUCAUGUUCUAGAUUUAAAAAGUUGGACUUGGUCAAGAGUUGAAACCAAGGUUGCAACUGAAUCAGAGGAAACCUCUCCAACCUUACUAUCUCCUUGUGCUGGUCAUUCUCUGAUACCGUGGGAACACAAGUUUCUGUCUAUCGGUGGUCAUACUAAGGAUCACUCAGAACCUAUGCAAGUGAAGGUCUUUGAUACCCAUACCUAUACAUGGUCAAUGUUGAAGACAUAUGGAAAACCACCGGUUUCACGUGGAGGCCAGUCUGUCACAGUCGUUGGCAAAACUUUGGUGAUAUUUGGUGGCCAAGAUGCAAAUAGAUCACUUCUGAACGAUUUGCAUGUACUCGACCUAGAAACUAUGACCUGGGAUGAGAUAGAUGCCCUAGGUGUGUCGCCGUCUCCGAGGUCUGAUCAUACUGCUGCAGUGCACGCAGAACGUUACCUUCUUAUCUUUGGUGGGGGCUCACAUGCUACCUGUUUCGGUGAUCUGCAUGUCCUUGAUUUGCAGACUAUGGAGUGGUCAAGACCAGCACAACAAGGUGAGGUACCAACUCCAAGAUCUGGACAUGCUGGCGUGACAAUUGGGGAGAACUGGUUUAUUGUUGGUGGUGGUGAUAACAAGAGUGGGGCAUCUGAAAGUGUUGUACUAAACAUGUCAACUCUUACAUGGUCGGUAGUGGCUUCAGUUCAAGGACGUGUACCUCUUGCUAGCGAGGGAUUAAGUUUAGUCGUUAGUUCAUACUAUGGUGAAGAUGUGCUAGUUGCUUUCGGAGGAUACAAUGGACGUUACAACAACGAGAUUAAUCUGCUUAAGCCAAGCCACAAAUCAACACUGCAACCAAAGACUCUAGAAACGCCUUUGCCAGUUAGUCUUUCUGCUGUUAACAACGCCACGACCAGAGACAUCGAGUCAGAGGUGGAGGUGAGCCAAGAAGGCAGAGUACGGGAAAUUGUCAUGGACAACGUUAACCCUGGAUCAAAGGUUGAAGGAAACAAUGAACGCAUUAUUGAGACUCUUAAAGCCGAGAAGGAAGAACUGGAGUUAUCACUGAACAAGGAGAAGAUGCAGACUCUCCAACUAAGGCAAGAGCUAGCAGAUGGAGAAUCACGGAAUGCAGAUUUGUACAAGGAACUUCAUUCUGUCCGUAGCCAACUUGCAACCGAACAAUCAAGAUGCUUCAAACUGGAGGUUGAUGUUGCGGAGCUAAGGCAAAAACUUCAAACACUGGAAACGCUGCAAAAGGAACUUGAACUCCUUCAGCGCCAAAAGGCUGCCUCUGAACAAGCCGCGGUGAAUGCUAAACGACAGAGCUCGGGUGGUGUCUGGGGCUGGCUCGCUGGAAGCCCUCAGGAGAAAGAUGAUUCGCCAUGAUUAUUUGUUUUUUCCUCUUCCCGUAUACUCGCUCCAUAUUUGCCUUCAAGUAAAGAAAGAUAUAUUACUAUGUAUUUUUUUUGUCCGAGUCUCACGCAUGGUUUCUUCUUCCAAUAAAUAUUUCAGCACUCUUCCUCGUUGAGAUUUUAAAGUACUACAAGAUGUUUUACCUUUUUAUAUAUUACUUAUGAUUCGUGUUA